UGAUUCCCGCCGCUGAAACCCAACGGUCAACUGCCGUUCGGCUAUCCGACGGAUACAUAGUACCCAAAACUGGAUACUCAAUAUUGCCUUUUAGGUAACUACGCUGGAUGCAGUCCACUCGAAUUCCAAUUUGUUGAUCAAGUCGCAGCUGUCGUCUUCAGUUUGAAUCGAUUCCGUCCACAGUGAAGAUGGGCCUGGCUGCCACCACAGUGAAGCAUGUGUUGCUGUUGCUCAAUUUUGUCUUUUCCGUGCUCGGCCUGGCGCUGAUCGGAUUCGGAAUUUUCUUUCUGAUCUCUGCCGCCGAGAAUGCAGUCAGCAUUGGUGAAAAUGUGGCUGGAGGUCUAAUCAUCGGCCUCGGCGUCGUCAUCCUCAUCAUUGCGAUCUUUGGCUGUCUGGCGGCUAUUCACGAAGCUCCGGUCCGGCUAUUGAUAUAUGUGGGUGCUGUGGUAUUGCUGAUCCUAUCCCAAUUGCUGUUCCUCAGCAUGGCCUCCCACGGCACCAAGGACGGCAUCUCGGGCAGCAUCAACGAGGGAUUCGAACGACUCUGGGAGGCGGAACGCAAUGAAUCCGGGGCCUUGGCCUACUAUGAGAACUGGCUACAGUGCUGCGGAGUGAACAGUCACGAGGACUACUGGAUCAUCCACCAUGCCAUUCCAUCGAGCUGUUGUCUGGAAAAAAAUUGUGCAGACAAGUCCAGAGUCUACGAAGCCGGUUGCAAGGCCAAGUUUGUGGAGUACCUCGACGACAAGUUGCUUGUCUUUAAAAUCGUGUGCUGGCUGCUUAUCGUAGGAGAGGUUGUUGGAGCUGUCUUUGGAUGGAUGCUUUACAGCAGUGUUAAGAAUCAGAGCCGACGUAAUAAUGCCGUUUGGAUGUAAAAUUAGUUUUAAGUCCUGGGACCAUUUUUAAAACCUGUUACUAAUAAGCCAAUUAAUUUAUGGUAAAUCUAACCUAAGCCAUAAUUGUCGAAAUUUUUAAUAACGUUUCGUAUGUGUAUUAAAAAAAAGGUACAAGUAA
This is a messenger RNA of Drosophila ananassae, 1014 nucleotides long. RefSeq names its product leukocyte surface antigen CD53. The record is from RefSeq and is a predicted model, not a curated record. The coding region runs from base 189 to 875 and encodes 228 amino acids. The transcript has 4 exons. Lineage: Eukaryota; Metazoa; Arthropoda; Insecta; Diptera; Drosophilidae. Gene Ontology annotation, cellular component: membrane.